AUGAGUAUAAAAAGAUUGGUAUCAAAUGAUGAGGAACUGGUUAAUGGUUUAGGUAGUGAACAUUAUACCGAUGGUGCUACCGGUAAUCAUAUGGCAAGAAAGGAUACCAGAUGGGUUACUACAGAUGGGAAGUUAAAUAUUAAUAGUAUUUCAACUUUAAAACAUGACGGUAUCCAUGAUCCUAUAGAUUCACAAGAAAACACCUCCCCUGGCCAAUUGUAUUCAACUCAGUCUGGUAAAUUGUUUCAUGCUGGUAAAAUUAUGAUUGUUUUAGUAGGUUUACCUGCUUCUUCCAAAACCUUGUUGUCUGUUGCGAUUUCUCGUUAUUCUCGAUGGUUGGGUGUCAGAACUGAGUCAUUUCAUGCUUCUGAAUAUAGAAAGGAUAAAGAACAUAUCCCCGAUGAUUAUUAUUCUGCUGUUCCACAGACACAGGAAGGUAGAGACUUUAAAACGAAUAUCAUUGAAUCUACUUAUAACGCCAUGGCAAAUUUUUAUCAAAAUUUGAAUGGUCAAUUAGCAAUUUAUGACGCUUUGAACAUACGAAGAAGUGAUAGAAAAAAUAUUGAAACUGUAUUCUCGAAAUUAAAUGUCAAGGUUUUAUUUAUUGAGUCGAUUAUUAAUAACGAACAAUUAAUGAAACAGAAUAUAAUGACAGCAUCCCAGUCUUCAGAAUUCCAAGGUUUAACGACAGAAGAGGCUACUGAAAUCUAUAUGAAAAGAUUAUCAAUUAACAAGCCCUUAUAUGAGGAAAUGACAAAACAAGAAAAAUUAUGCUAUGUCAAAUAUUAUAACUUUGGAGAAAAAAUUAUCGUCAACAACAACCAUGGUGGCUAUUUAAUUAACAAAAUAGUCUACUUUUUGAUGAAUAUUAGAAAUAAAAAAGGUCGUGUAUUUUUUGCACGUUGUGGUACAAGUAAUGAUGACAGAUAUAUGGAUGACGAAUUUCUAAAUGAUGAAGGUUUAAGGUUUGCCAAGUCACUAACUAAAUUGGUCAUAGAUAGAUUUGAAAAGAAUAAAAAAGAGAAUAUUGAUAAGAAUAUUUCAUCUAAUGACAAGAAUGAAGCUUUGACAGUAUUAACCGCUCCCAGAAAAAGAGCAUAUGACACUGCAAAAUAUUUUAAAGAUUAUGAUAUCCCAGUCAUAAUUAGAUCUGAAUUGCAACAACAGAGACCAGGUCUUAUUGCUGACAUGAAUGAAGAACAGAUCAAAGAAAAGUUCCCUAUGGAAUAUGAAGAAUGUUUAAAAGAUCCAUAUCAUUUUAGAUUCCCCAGAGCUGAAUCAUACCAUGAUUUAUCAAUUAGAAUGGAACCAUUAUUGCUAGAGAUGGAAAGAUUAAGUGGUGAUGUAUUGAUAGUGGGGCAUGAUAGUACUUUGAGAGUAUUAUAUGGAUAUUUUAUGGCUAGCAAUUCAAUGGAAGUACCAAAAAUCGAUUUUUCUAGAAACGAGUUAGUUGAAAUUACAUUCACACCAUUCCAAAAUGAAGUCACAAGAAUUCCUAUUGUAUACUAA
This is a messenger RNA of Vanderwaltozyma polyspora DSM 70294, 1509 nucleotides long. RefSeq names its product bifunctional fructose-2,6-bisphosphate 2-phosphatase/6-phosphofructo-2-kinase. Gene Ontology annotation, biological process: fructose 2,6-bisphosphate metabolic process; fructose metabolic process. Gene Ontology annotation, cellular component: cytosol. Lineage: Eukaryota; Fungi; Ascomycota; Saccharomycetes; Saccharomycetales; Saccharomycetaceae. Gene Ontology annotation, molecular function: fructose-2,6-bisphosphate 2-phosphatase activity; ATP binding; 6-phosphofructo-2-kinase activity. The record is from RefSeq and is a predicted model, not a curated record. The transcript has a single exon. Bases 1 to 1509 code for a protein of 502 amino acids.